AUGCAAGAAGUAAAGAAGGAGCUUAAAUUAAUCAUCGUUGGUGAUGGAGCCAUAGGCAAAACUUGUGCUUUGUUCAGCUAUGUGAAUGAUAAAUUCCCAACUGAAUAUGUGCCCACCGUUUUCGAUAAUACAAUUACUUAAGUUGAAAUUAAUGGAGAAUAGUACUAGUUGUCUUUAUGGGAUACAGCUGGACAAGAGGGCUAUGAACAUUUGAGAUAAGUAUGUUAUUAAGGAACAGACAUCUUCUUGGUUUGCUUUUCACUAGUGAGUGAUGUUAGUUUUGAAAAUGCUUUAAAAAAAUGGCUGCCUGAAAUCUCAUUAUACAACAAAAAUGGGUUUAUUAUGUUCUUAGGCUUGAAAAAGGACUUGAGAGAUCCCAAAAAUCUAAAUCAUAUAUAAACUUAAGUGGCAGAAUAAACCAUUAAGAAGAUGGGUUUCCAAUAUAGAGAGACAAGUGCUAUGACUUAGGAAGGUUUAAAGGAGGCCUUUACAUUUUCAAUCUAAAGCCUCAUCAAAUCAAGACAAGAACAUUAGAAAACAAAAAAACCCAAGAAAUCAAGCUGCUAGUUGAUUUGA
Paramecium tetraurelia is the source of this 576-nucleotide messenger RNA. RefSeq lists its product as uncharacterized. The transcript has 3 exons. The record is from RefSeq and is a predicted model, not a curated record. NCBI's taxonomy places the organism in Eukaryota, Ciliophora, Oligohymenophorea, Peniculida, Parameciidae. Gene Ontology annotation, biological process: small GTPase-mediated signal transduction. Gene Ontology annotation, molecular function: GTPase activity; GTP binding.